ACCCUCUUCUUUUUCCUACCCACGUCUCCUGUGGCGGCGCCUGCUUCUUCUCUUCUCCUCUCCUAGGGUUUCUCUCCCUCCUCUUCGAGAGUUUAGAGCCAUCGAAUCCUCCUGGAAUUGAUAGCUCCUUCUUUUUCAUGGCGGCCGUCUCUCCAGCUCCUCCUGCUGACCAAGCUACAGAUCUGAUGCAAAAGUUAUCCCUGGACUCCAACAGCAAGAGUGACAAUGUUUCAGGAGUUACAAAGAAGACCUCAGGAGGCCAGUAUGCUUCAGCAAAUGGGGGGAAAGUUACUCCAAUCCCUACAUAUGAGCGUUCUUUUACUCCUCUGCUUCAGGAUCAUAAGGAUGCAAGUAUGUGCUACUUGCCAAACGGAUUCCCUUCAUCUUACUACUAUGGAGGUUAUGAUGGCUCGGUGGCAGAUUGGGAGGAUUAUUCUAGAUAUGUUAACCAUGAUGGAAUAGAGGUGCCUCCACAUCAGGGGGUUUAUGGAGACAUGUAUCAUCAUGGAUAUGGCUAUGCACCAUAUAGUCCAUAUCCUUCACCUGGUUCCCCAGUUCCAACUUUGGGGCAUAGUAAUCAGUUAUACACAUCCCAACAUUACCAGUUCCCAGCUGCAUAUUUCCAACCACCACUCCCUACAAAUGCUCCAUUCACAGCAAGCCAAAAUCCUAGUUCCAAAGUGAAUAUUUCUACAUCUACUGCAACUGAUGUUACUCCUACUCCAAUAGAUACAGCAAAAGCUAGUUCAAAUGGUAUUGCUAAAGGAAGUACAAAUAACAACAACGGAGUUACAAAAGUAAAACAGAGCCAACAUAAUACUGCAUCAAAUACAGGUGGUGCAUUUGGUAAAAGCAUUUCAUCUGGUGGACAACCAUCUUCAGGUUAUCAAGAUCUAAGAUACGGGUUUGAUGGCAUGUGGUCACCUAUUUCAUGGUAUGAUGGUUCCGUAUUUGCUGAUGGGCAGCAGAGACACACUUCCACUAAUAAUGCCUCUUCAAUGUCUCCACAUGAUGCGAAUACUACAUCUAUUAGAAAUCAGAACCUUCGUCCCCUUCCUCAAUUUAUGGGGAUGCAUUCGCCCAGAUCAGCAGUUCCAGGAAUGGGGAACAAGAUGUACCCUAACAACAGAUUGUAUGGCCGGAAUGGUAAUGGCUUCAGAGGCAAUCAGGGUUUCUAUUCGAAUUUGUACGACUCCAGCAUGAAUGGAAGAUGGGUAAUGCCCAUGGAUAGCAAAUAUAUGCCUAGGGGUCAGGUCAAUGGUUUCUAUGGCUCCAGUAAUGGGAAUUUGCAAGAGCUGAGUGAGCUUAAUAAAGGACCGAGGGGUGAGCGCUUUAGAAAUCAAAAGGGGGUUGGGCCUGAUUUUUCUCUUGCAGAAAGGGAACAGAAUCUUCCUACCGAUGUCCAGGACUCUGCCGUCCCUGAAAAAGAUCGAUACAACGCUGCAGAUUUCCCUGUAACAUAUGCAGAUGCCAAAUUUUUUGUAAUAAAAUCAUACAGUGAGGAUGAUAUUCACAAAAGUAUCAAGUAUAAUGUCUGGGCUAGCACUCCCCAUGGGAACAAGAAGCUGGAUGUUGCUUAUCAGGAAUCGAAGGAGAAGAUUAACAGAUGCCCAGUGUUCUUGUUAUUCUCUGUGAACACAAGCGGACAGUUCAUAGGUGUGGCAGAGAUGGUAGGUCCUGUUGAUUUCAACAAAACAUUAGAUUUCUGGCAGCAGGACAAGUGGAUUGGGUGUUUUCCCGUCAAGUGGCAUAUUGUGAAGGACGUACCCAAUAGCAUGCUGAAGCAUAUCACAUUGGAGAACAACGAAAACAAGCCAGUGACAAACAGUAGAGAUACUCAAGAGGUGAAGCUUGAACAAGGUCUUGAACUGCUUAAACUUUUCAAGGAACAUGUGAGCAAGACAUCUAUUGUGGAUGAUUUCAGUUUCUACGAGGCCCGGCAGAAGGUGAUGCAAGAAAGGAGAACCAGGCAACCUUAUCUUCAGAGAAAGGUCAUGGAUGGAAAACCAGUCAUGUUGGAUGAGAAGGACAAGGAUGUGGCAAACACUAAGCCUGGAUCACAGAAGCUCAUGGAAGUGGUUAAAAUCUUGAAGAAAGAAUCUGCACAAGGCGGGCUUAGGGUCGGGGAACUUGUUUUAUCAGAAACAAACUGUGCCGCUGAAGCUGCCGGUGUUGCUCCUAAGGUUACUAAAUCAAUGGCUGAAAAGCAUGCCGUCACCAUUGAUGUUGACAAAGGUUACUAGUCAUGACGACCUUCAAUCAAGAUCAAGAUUCUAUUAGUAAUAUUCAUUAAUAGGUCUUGCCUUGGCUUCUCCAUUGUAUCAAAGCUGUUCUCCUAUCCUAGUUUCAUAUUGAUUUGUGCUUGGUUUGUUAAGGAAUUCCUCAACGUAGGGCAUUGGUGGGGUUGGGCUUUAUAGGCAUUAAAGGUGAUCAAUCUGUUUACUAGCGUUUAUGGUGUGUAUUUUGGUCUUCCAUUUAGCUUGCCAGGAUCUCUUUGUUUAGCAGAUGCAUAAAUUGUGUCCCCAUCUCUUCACUUCCCCGGGUGUGUAUCGAUGGCCUAUUGAAAUGAAUAAAAGCUGAUAGAUAAUUUGGUAUCAAAA
Messenger RNA from Zingiber officinale, 2600 nucleotides. Its product is annotated as YTH domain-containing protein ECT4-like. Gene Ontology annotation, biological process: mRNA destabilization. The record is from RefSeq and is a predicted model, not a curated record. Gene Ontology annotation, cellular component: cytoplasm. Gene Ontology annotation, molecular function: mRNA binding. The transcript is spliced from 9 exons. Bases 138 to 2243 code for a protein of 701 amino acids. Lineage: Eukaryota; Viridiplantae; Streptophyta; Magnoliopsida; Zingiberales; Zingiberaceae.